Molecule: messenger RNA, 3141 nt
Organism: Sparassis crispa
Lineage: Eukaryota; Fungi; Basidiomycota; Agaricomycetes; Polyporales; Sparassidaceae
Exons: 9
Coding region: 1-3141 (1046 amino acids)
Source: RefSeq, a predicted model, not a curated record
AUGUUCGGCACACCUGUUCCUCCUGCUGAAAAUGGCAACACAUUGAUAGAAGAGAAUCCUGUGGACCCACUCAGCCUAGAUGCAGCCGAGGAGGUUGCCUCAUCUAUUAAUGACCACUCUCCGAGCCCACCUCCAGUUUUCGACCCACCUUGUGAACCAGAUACCUGUUUACCCGUCGAUGCAGUCGAAGAACUGCGAUCUCACCCUCUGCCCACUACAGAUGAUCCUCGGUCAUCAAAGCGGGCUCGUGUGGAUGACGUUGAAGAUGAGAAUGAUGCCAGAGGUUUGCCGAGAAGGCCGUGGACCGAAGACUAUCCUGGAGAUGUGGGGACGGUGAGCAGUGUUGGAGAGACCAUGUUUGAGAGCAUUCAGAGAUGCAAAGUGAGAUCUGGGGAGCAUGAUUGGGCUCCAUUUGAUUGCGAGGAGGAGUGGGAAUUGGCUCGCUGGCUGAUGACCAGCGGCUUAAGUCAGAUGGCAAUUGACGACUACCUUGAUCUGAACAUUACUCAUGCAUGCUCACGACUGUCAUUCAAAAAUAAAUACGCAUUUAUCAAAAAGAUUGAUAUGCUCCCGCAUGGGACCAAAUGGGAAUGUGAACUAUUUGAGGCUGUCGGAGAUGAGCUGGAUGAUGACAACCAACCUCGCAAAGAGGUCCUCAAGCUGUGGAAGCGGGAUCCAGUGGAGUGCAUUCGCGAACUGAUAGGGAACCCGGUGUUCAAGGAUGUUCUCCAUUAUGCACCAGAACGACUCUAUGCAGAUGAGGCAGGUCAGAACUGGCUGUAUGGGAACAUGUGGACUGGCAAUUGGUGGUGGGAUCUGCAGAAACAAUUGCCUGCAGGAGCUACAAUUGCACCUGUGAUUCUCGCAUCUGACAAGACAUCCCCAUCUCGGUUCAGUAGAGACAAGUCAGCUUGGCCCAUAUAUCUCAGCCUGGGGAACAUUGAGAAAUCUACUUGCCACAAGCCCUCUCAGCAUGCUACCGUCCUCAUAGGCUACAUCCCUGUGUCCAAACUCAAGUGUUUCUUGAAAACUCGUCAGUCCAUUGAGGGGAUCCGACUCUUCCAUGAGUGCAUGAGGUCGCUGCUCCAGCCGCUCAUUCACGCCAGCCAAGAGGGUGUCAAGAUGAUAUUGAGGGGUAUACCCUCAGGGUUUGGUACCCUUACCCAUACCCUUACCCCUGGUGAAGAGUAUGUACCCUUGGAGGGUAAGGGUAGGGGUACAGCUCAAAGUACCCAGGGGUAUACCCCUGCUCUGCACUACCUACAUCAGCUACACAAAGGUGUCUUCAAAGAUCACCUGGUUGCAUGGGCCAUGAAAAGUGCACAUGACAACGGUGAUGCCAAAGAGUUGGACUGGAGGUUUCAAGCCAUGAUGAAGCACUCGGACUUAUGCUACUUCAAAGAUGGCAUCUCGCUCAUCACACAGUGGACUGGGACGGAGUACAAAAACAUGGAGAAAGUAUUCCUUGGUGUGCUUGCAGGUGCCACAGAUCCUGAGGUCACAUGUGCAGUCCGUUCUGUCCUGGAUUUCAUCUACUAUGCACAUUUCGAGAUGCAUUCAGAAGACUCACUGGCCAAGCUUGAAGCUGCAUGGCGCAAUUUCCACUGGUACAAGUUUCACUCUGCGGAACACUAUCCUCUUUCAAUUCGCUCGCUAGGCACUGCAGAUGGAUACAGCAUGGAGGGCCCAGAGUGUCUUCAUAUUGACUUUGCGAAGGUUGCAUAUGGUGCCAGCAACCACAAGGCAAACUAUCUCACACAGAUGACUGUCUGGUUGGAGCACCAAGAAGCCAUCCACCGAUUUGAUUCAUAUCUCAGUUGGGUUGUGAAGAAGCAGAUGGUUGAGAGCCAGCAUGAGGAAACAGAGGAGGAACAGGAUGCUGAAGGUGAGAAUUCAGUGGAAUCGGAAACACGGAGUUGCCAGAACCAACCAGUCAAGGAGGAUCGCUUUGCCAAAGGGUACACCAUUGCGAAGGAACCUGCAUAUCCCAGAAUGACAGUGGCUGCAGUGGUGCAGGAUUUCCAUGCAACUGAUUUCAUCAAGUGUCUGGAAGACUUUCUGCGACGGAUUGACAUUUCUGAGAGCAGAGGAUUCAACCAGAGCCACAUUGGUCGAAGGGCUGAUGUACUUACAAUCCACGACAAGACACGGGUUCCUGUGUACACUCAGAUGAAGGUGCGGCUUCCUGCAGUGCAACAGGUCACAGCAGACGAAGUGAUAGAUACUAUCUAUGCAUCACCGGCACGAGCAGCCAAGGGCGUGCAAUCAGAACUCCCCACACACCAGUCCACUGUACUCGUGAAGGAUCCUUCAGCACCACCUGUUGCAGAAGGUGAUCAUCUGCUGCAUGGACUUCGUGUGGGUCAAGUUUGCACUCUAUUUAAGCUUCCAGAUGUCCUGGUCUCUGAACACCCCACUCUUGCCUCAGUGCCGCUCGCGAUAUCGUCCCUCUUAACUCUCUGCGACGGUGGGACGGAGCCUGCAUCCGACCUCGCGAAAGCUCCACGAAUGUGUCCGACGUCAUGCCUACUAGGUGGCUGGCACCGGUGCACCACAACAGCAACUGAGCGCUACAUAUUGACCAGCGAACACCGCAAUGAUUACCCAGUUACACGAAUCCACCUCACAUUGCUCACAACCAUUUCCAGAAUCCUACAGCAUACAGUAUCAUCCAGGAGCCUCAAGAACGCCUCACCUCCCGCCCACCACGUCCACCGCGACUCUGAGUUCCUUCCCAGGGCCAACGGCGCGUUGCCCUCCGCCGGCUAUAGCACUGACCGCACCAACGACUCGCGGACAAGGGCGGGCAGCAACGAGCGUCGGUACGGCGUGGACACCAAUCACGGCGCCGUUGUUAGGGAUGAGCAGCAACAUGGCUCGGUUACAUCCGGUGCACUGUCGACAGAAUCGGGACACAAUGCGUACACUGAGGGGAAACCGCUUGGCAUGCAACCUACAUCGCAAGGCGGACAGGACGACUUUCUCCAAGGCAAGGCUAGCUCCACUGACAAAUUCAUUGAAAAGACGCGGAAGGUCGCUGGAAAAGCCACGCACAAUGCCGAACUGCACGAGAAGGGAGAGCUCCGCCAGUCCGGCGGGAAGGCCGCGGUAACGGGGGAGGCGAGCGCCCCACACGAAUAG